CUUGGCGCUCCGUCACGUGCAUCACUCCGAGUCUACCUAAAAGACCAUCAACAUUUUGUCUACGCAGCGUAAAUAAAUAAAUACGCCGCGUGGAUAAAUAUUCCUGCGCUCCCAAUCUAAAAACCCAACUUUGAACCAUCUCCUCACUGUAAUCUUUGACAUCAUGCAGUUCCCUACUUCCAUACUGAAACAACUAUCUAAUUUCACAACCAGGCGCGCUUGCAUCUAUCGCUCUCUACAUACCAAGCUGGCAGAAUUUAUCACCCUUGACUAUAAAGGAUCCCUGGUGACACAGAAUGUCAAUGUUGAUUUGGGGCAUGCCCACGAGGCUUUCACAAUGCUCCCAAAAGAAAUUGGUUAUGCUUUCCGAGCAGGCAUCCACUCAUUGGCGAGAGACUCAGACCAGUGUCCCCUAACUUUCUAUCAUGAUUCUCGAUACUUUGCACAUGAAUCGUUACCAUAUCCUCGGCUUGUAAUUCCUCAGGACCUUCCACGCCAGUCUGAUGCCAAUACAAGCCCUGCCACUCUCCAUACCUUUGGAGCUACUCAUACCAUCACACUGGACGGGACUUUCGAUGCAAAAUUUACAAAUCAGCUUCGAGAUUCUCUCCGUGAUCUGAAGGGGCCUUUUGAUGAGCUCAAAGACAAGUAGGACUGUGACAAGGAAUAUCUUAUUGAAGCAACAGGUCAAUUUUUUUGGGUGGGCCAUUGUAUAUAGGUUGAUAUAGAAUUCAAAGCCUCAUGGUUGUCAUUGAUGUACAUGUAAUGUACAUAUGGCAGUUACCCACCCAAUAACUCUGCGGUCAGUGACUUGCGUAACAGAACGGACAUACCCUGCCGGUGGAACUGUUUCAUCCUUCAUGCCCUUCGCCCAAGUAUCGUGAAACCAACCAAACCUUCACGUCUCCUGUCAUGUGCGUCUGACGAUCUUUUUUAUCAAAAUACAAGCAAAGAAGAGCUCAGGGUGGAAAAAUGAAAUUGAUAUUCAACUAAGUUGAGAUAAGCAUGCCUCGUAUUAAUUAUAUAUUAUCCUGCAAAGAAAUCCUUCUUCGGAGGAAAAGAAAAAGGGGACUGCAAGUAUCCGAUUACCAUCCCAGUCCCAUCAAUCUCUUCAGUUGCCAAACUACCGAAUUUAUUGUCUGGUUCACGCUUCGGCGGACUCAUCUAAUUGAGAGUAAUUAAUAUAGUGAUAUCAAAAAUGUUGAAUGGGAAAAUUCAUUUCACUUACCAAGGUUUCCUCUUUUAUUAGCUUUCCGACUUCUUCUUUUCAUAUAUUUUGCUGAGAUCUUCUACGGCUUCGCAUUCGUUGGGUAUUUUCGGCAUUCGUUUAAAUGGGCCCUCGAGCUCCUCUCCUUUAAUCCUAAGGUUGGAAAAUAUGUGGGCGUUAACGACGACGCGACCUGCUGCCAAUCAGCAUACAUGCGAGGCCAGUCGAGGACAUUGAAAAAAAAAAAUGAUCGGUUGACUUCAUACUCUCUUCACUCAACUUAUCCACGUCGGC
Messenger RNA from Blastomyces dermatitidis ER-3, 1501 nucleotides. RefSeq lists its product as uncharacterized. Lineage: Eukaryota; Fungi; Ascomycota; Eurotiomycetes; Onygenales; Ajellomycetaceae. Bases 164 to 652 code for a protein of 162 amino acids. The record is from RefSeq and is a predicted model, not a curated record. The transcript is spliced from 3 exons.